Suillus plorans is the source of this 1992-nucleotide messenger RNA. RefSeq lists its product as uncharacterized. The record is from RefSeq and is a predicted model, not a curated record. Lineage: Eukaryota; Fungi; Basidiomycota; Agaricomycetes; Boletales; Suillaceae. The transcript is spliced from 18 exons. Gene Ontology annotation, biological process: regulation of actin filament polymerization. Gene Ontology annotation, molecular function: protein binding. The annotation marks the transcript as partial.
GAUCAGGUAAAUCGUAUCUCCAGUCUUUUUGAUGCCCACCUUGGUCUAUUAGCCGAUGCACGCGAACUGUACCGCGAGAGAGCAGCGUUAGAACGCGAUUAUGCAACAAAGUUGAAGCAGUUAGCGAAGAAAGCAAGCGAAAAGAAGAACAAGAAUGAACUAUUACUAGUCCUUGGAGACGACAAGCUUGCCUACACGGAAAGUGUGGUACAACAGAAGCAUGUCAUUUCUUCCCAGUUUUGGCCGGGCACUCAUAUUUUUGAUGGUAGCACCCUGAAUCAUGCAUAUUCUGAGAUCUUAUCAUCGAUGUCAAGCUCUGCUCAGGACCAUAUCAACCUAGCGGAGGCAUGGUCUCAAAUUACGGAAUCUCUGAAGGUUGUUGAGCGCCGCAAUGAUGAUUACAAGAAAAAGCAAAUGCAGUUCUUUUCCACGAUUCUUGCUGGACGCGAUAAGAUCUAUGCUGAACGCAUCAAGGCAAGCAAGCAAAAAUAUGACGCCGAUUGCGCCGAAGUUGAAAUUCAUCGUCAAAAGCAGGUAAGGAAGCUCUCUGGUCACGAUCGACACGCGGAGCGCUCAGCGAGACAAUAUGAUCUGCAGAGGCUCGACAUGCUCAAUAGCAAGAAUGUUUAUAUUAUUUCAACUGCAACCGCCAACAGUGUGAAGACGAAGUUUUAUACCGAGGACUUGCCAAGUCUUGAAGAUGUAAAAGAAUUACAGACUCGUCUAGUGAUGGAUUUCGUUGGUGUCAUGAGAGAGGCCCAGAAUAUCCAAUUAUCACACCAAAAUAUCUUGAAGGACCGUCUUACAGCCGUUAUCGCCGCUUUGAUUGAAGUCCAACCCGAUAAGGAUCAGGCGCUUUUCGCAGAAUACAACAUAUAUCCGUUCAGCCUACCCAACGACUGGGUAUUUGAACCAUGUUCAAACCACUACGAUACGGGAGAUAUUUGUAUUGAUUCAGGUCCCAAGGUGCUCUUACAAAAUAAGCUCGCGCGCUCGCGAGCUAAAUUGAGAGAACUGAACCCUGUGCUUGGAAAAAAACGGACUGACGCCGAGAAAUAUCAUGUCAUGCUUACAGCUUGCGCCACUGAUAACACACCUGGAGACAUGGAUGACGCCAUGAAUAGCUACCUUGACACUGCCCACGAGGUCACCGCCCUCUCGACCUCAGCAUGUGUCCUCAACUCGGAAAUCAACAUGAUCGCGGAAGUCUUGGGGGGCGACGAGGGAGGUUCGAGCCCACACGUUUUCAAGAGCUCGGCCUUUUCGAUACCUACAACAUGCGGAUACUGUAAGGUAUCGAUCUGGGGUCUAAGUAAGCAGGGGAAGACCUGUAAAAGUUGUGGCUUAUCUGUGCACUCUAAAUGCGAGUUAAAUGUACCUGCGGAGUGCAGUAAUGUUCACGGCAAUUACAAAGCCUCGGAAAUUCUGCAGUCUCCCUCUUCUGCCGUGUCUAUAUCGGAGAGUAGAUCAUCAGUAUCCACCAGCUCCAGAAAAACUCCAAUACCAUCAUCUUCUGUGCCACACAAUACAUUACUUCAUGUGGAAGAAACGCAUCGAUUGGCUCGUGCUAUCUUCGACUUCGCGGCGUCCUCAUCCUUCGAAUUGAAUGUGACAGAGGGUACUGUGGUGCGUGUGGUGGAGGAAGACGAUGGUUCCGGAUGGGUAAAGGUGGCCGACUCCGAUGGUGAGAAAGGGUUGGUCCCUGCGACCUAUUUGGAAGAUGCAGGCGGAUGGCCAUUGGAAAAAUCUGAACCCUCUCAACGAGAUUCUCAGCAAGCGUCAGGCAUAUACGUACGGGCUCUCUACGACUAUCGAGCUCAAGAACCAGGAGAGCUGACGAUAAAUGAGGGGGACCUUGUUGAGCUGUCCUCUGGAACAAACGGAGGUCAAAACUAUGCAGACGGUUGGUGGGAAGGGUUUUCCAGAGACGGGAAGAAGGGGAUAUUUCCCAGUAAUUAUGUACGUGGGCCUGGUUGUCAACACAGAACAUAA